ACUGUUAAACAGGCUGUCGUACAAUUCACCUGCCAUUAGAAAAGGCAAGAUUAAAUUAUAAUGCCUCAGCUUGCGAUUCUGAUAUUCUUGUGAAAACAAAAUUUCGUGGAAAAUUCCAAUGCAACGAGUUACCAUCACUGUGCAAUAUCAUUUAUACCAAAAAUUUAUUAUUAUUUUAAGAAAUGUGUUUACCAAAAUAUGUUUUAACUGUUUCGUUUUUAGUGUUGACAAUAACAUCAUUAGCCUCAGAUGUCGAAGGUGACAUGAUGUCAAUGCUAGACUUCCGCUAUUUUCGGUGUGUCAUGAAGAGGGAAUGGAAGUGCCCCGAUAGUGAGAUUGAAUUUCAUUUGUUUACCCCGGAACGUCCAGUGAACCAGAGGAUAAAUGUGAAACAUAUACAUCUCUUACCGAAACUAGGAUGGAAACUAACAAGGAAGAACGUUUUCAUAAUACAUGGAUUUAAUGGUACUCAUGCGAAAACACCUAUGUCUUUUCUACGUGACGCAUACUUGUGGCGCAAAGAUUACAAUGUUUUUAUGGUGGACUGGUCGGCGCUGUCCAGGUUUCCGUGCUAUUUAUCUGCUCUAGCAAACAUGAGGUUAGCAGCUCAAUGUACUGCUCAAUUUUAUUCGUUCCUAACUCAGAAUGGUGCGCUUGCUAAAAUGAUAACAUGCGUCGGACAUUCCCUUGGCGCCCAUGUUUGUGGGAUGAUGUCUGCACAUCUCACUAAGAAGCAGUAUAAGAUUGUCGGAUUAGAUCCAGCCCGUCCUCUAGUAUCAGAGUAUGGUUCUAGAUUGUUCCGACUGAGUCGAGAUGAUGCUCACAUAGUUCAGGUGAUACAUACGAAUGCGGGUUUCCUGGGUGAGUCUGGCCAAGUGGGGCAUGUUGACUUCUGUGUCAAUGGCGGCCGAUUACAACCGGGUUGCAGCGGGCAUUUCAUGCGUGUUAGACGAUGUAGUCACUUCAUGAGUGCCUGCUACUUCGCUGCCAGCAUUCGCCGUCGUAUGCGAAUAGUCGGCAUGCCCUGCGACUCCAUCUGUCCGAAGCAAGACCUUGCAGUUGUGGUCAGGGAUGGAAAGCCGUUGGCCAUUGGGACCGAUGUACCGGAAAGUUCGAGAGGAAUGUACUGCGUGAAUGUGGAAAACCAUGAGCCUUGUCCAUUUGAUUAACUUUUAUAAACAAUUUGUUACUUAUGAAUUUACUGUUGUAGAAGAAAAGAAAAUCACUAUAUUAUUGAUUUGUAAAAUUGGUCGUAAAUAUUUAUUAUUUUUUGUUAAUAAGUAAGCAGUUGUACAGGCUAAAGUUUUUUUUAUGUAAAUUAAUAGAACUCAUAGCAAAACCCAAAUACCUUUUUAAGUUAUUUAUUAACAAAUAGUACAGUAAGCCCAAAAUAUUAAUGGUAAUAAAAACAUUAAAACAGGGUUAUCUUAUUCUUACUUGAUUUUUAAGUAAAUUACAAAGAAGCAUAAUUUAUUGUAGUAUUUAGUAGAAUUAGUAAUAUUUGGUAUUUUUAUCUGGAAAACAUAAUUUAUACCAUAAGAUUGUGAUACUCUUUUAUCAAUUAUCUCAAUUUCAUUUUUAAUACGUAGUUCUGCAUGUAGUGUGUAAUGAGCAGUACAAAUUCAGUGCAGUGUAAAGUGUUCAUAUGAUUUUUCAGUACAUAUUUAGUUAGUGGCAAAUAUGUCGUAUUGACCUUUCUGAAGAUCCUGUUAAAAUCUCUUUGGGGAUGGAGUGGGAAGAGCGGGUGGUCAGAACAUUGACAAUUAGUAUUGAAUGAUUUUUAAUACCAAUCGCGUAUUGGCUGAUAAGAACCGUACCCGUACCCGUAUUUUGUUAUUAUUUACCGAUAACUAUAAAUAAAUAAAAAGUUCUUGAACCUCAAAUAGCAUUAAAAAGA
Molecule: messenger RNA, 1897 nt
Organism: Colias croceus (clouded yellow)
Lineage: Eukaryota; Metazoa; Arthropoda; Insecta; Lepidoptera; Pieridae
Product: phospholipase A1-like
Exons: 8
Coding region: 183-1169 (328 amino acids)
Molecular function (GO): lipase activity
Source: RefSeq, a predicted model, not a curated record